UCUGAACUGCAUUUCUCUCAGUGGCUGUAUUUUCAGUGUUCUGUUUCCUUCUGUGUGUCUUAAUAUGUUUUUAAACCUCCUGGUGAAUUUUUUAACUCACUUGUUUUGCCAUAUUUGAGCUUUACCCAUUAUAUGAGUUUUCACCUUGUGACCCACACAUACAUUCAAUUAUUAUGUGUCAAGAAAAAAAAACAAACUAGAUAUUAAUUGUUGUCAAAGGGUUAGCUCUGGUGAGAAGAGAAGGACAGAGCAGAGGGAGGUGCCUUGUGAAGGGUCUCCUGGUGUUGGCAGUGCUCUAUAGGUUGGCUGCUAUGGGAGAAUGAAGAGUCCAUGUCUGUGAGCAAAUUGCAUCACACACACACACACACACACACACACACACACAUACAAAAUCUGACAGCGAUCAGAGAAUGGAUCAAUAUCCAUAUCCUGAUUGGAAUAUUGAACAAUAGUUUUGCAAGACGUUACCAUGGGAGGAAAUCAGAUAAAGAGAACUCUUGGUAUUGUUUCUUAUUCUUACCUUGCAUUGUUCCGCAUUGGCACAGGAAAGCUUACAUUAAGAAGCCCCUGUCUCAUGGAACUCCCGUGAGGGUCAUAUUAGGUUGCACUUGGCAAAGGGAAUUCCCUUGCAGCUGCUGGUUCUUCUCAGCUGUCCCAGCGCUGCCCGUGCUGAGCACGUAGCUCGGAAUGGAGACUUUAUUCAGGUGGGGAGUUGCACAAGAGUGAGAGGCUAUUUUUUUAAGUACGAGCUGAACGGCACUCAAAGAUGGAGCUGCAGCCCACAGUGUGCUGGCUUGUCGAGGCGCCACAUGCAGAGUUCAAACCCAGACAGGACCUCGAGCUUUUCAACUCUAAGCUCACUACCCUCAAUGAAGGCGUUUUGUUCUCUCUUCAGAACAGCCCAGAGAAAACAUCUGAAGUGGAGUGUGGGGACUUUUACAACAGUGGGGAUAGAGCAACUGUUGACGAGGACGGAUACUUCUGGUUCUUGGGGAGGGAAGAUGAUGUCAUCAAUGCUUCUGGGUACCGCAUCGGGCCUACAGAGGUGGAGAACGCCUUGGCGGAGCACCCAGCGGUGGCAGAAUCUGCCGUGGUGAGCAGCCCAGACAAGAAUCGAGGAGAGGUAAGGAGGGCGCAGAAGCCCAUUGUUGAAAGCAGGAGCUAGAGUGACAGGGGUAGGCAGACUUCCAAGGUCUUGGCAUAACCCCGGAACCCAGGAU
Psammomys obesus (fat sand rat) is the source of this 1220-nucleotide messenger RNA. Its product is annotated as acyl-coenzyme A synthetase ACSM1, mitochondrial-like. The record is from RefSeq and is a predicted model, not a curated record. The coding region runs from base 767 to 1165 and encodes 132 amino acids. The transcript is spliced from 2 exons. Gene Ontology annotation, biological process: acyl-CoA metabolic process; fatty acid biosynthetic process. Gene Ontology annotation, molecular function: fatty acid ligase activity; fatty-acyl-CoA synthase activity. Gene Ontology annotation, cellular component: mitochondrial matrix. NCBI's taxonomy places the organism in Eukaryota, Metazoa, Chordata, Mammalia, Rodentia, Muridae.